AUGGAAAAACUGACUCAUCUGGAAGCUCUGCAGUUUGCUGCUGUGCUGGAGGAUUCUGCUGAGCAGCUCUCAAUUCUUGGAUACAUGAUGCCAGUUCCAUGCGAGAGCAAGGCAGACACCAGCCAUACUGGCAGCCAGGAAAUGAAAGAAGUCACAGGCACUCUGAAAGAGCUGGACACUAAGCACCAAAAGCAAGGGAGUGGUGCAACAGUUGCCUCCAAGUCUCCGAAAAACAUCAAAGAGAAGCAGCAGCUGCAGAAAACUGGAGAUCUAAAAAGUGCCUCUCGUCUUCCCAGUGGGGCUAUGAAGCACAGACCUCUGCCUGUAGAGCAUCUCAGAAAAAUUCAGGCUGACAGGCAGUAUGCAAAUGAUACAAUUACAGCCACCAUGAAAGAGAUGCAGGAAUCAGGAACGUUUAAUACCCUGACAGAAGCUGUUGAGAGAGAGAGAGCAAGAAAGAACAAGAUUCAGGAUCUCCUCAUCAGGGAGGAGGAAGGAAAGAAGGAGAUAAAGGCACUUAAGGAACAGCUGCAGGCUGUCAAGAAAGAAACUGAAAUAGAACUUAAGAAGAGAGAUACAACCAUUGCUUAUCUCAUGGAUGAGCUCCAGGAGACAAAGGCCAAAGCAGACAUGGAGAUCAGCUACAUGAAGAAGAGAACAGACCUCCAGAUCCACCAAACCAAGAAGAAGUGCAGCAAUGCAGAGAAUGCCCUGGAUGAGGAAAUUCAGAAGCUGAAGAGCAAAACUGACAAGGAGAUCCAGGUCCACAAUGAGGUUGAAAAUUUCCUCGGGCGACGCUGCAAGACACUGGUGGAGAAGCUGGAAUAUUGGGCAGACAAGUAUGAAAAUGACAUGGGUGCCAAAGAUGAAGAACUGGAUGCCCUAAAAGCAUCAAAGGCAAGCAACUUGGAAAAACUGCAGAAGAUUGCCAAGGAGUGCCAGGUGUUUGAGGAAACCAUCAUCAGUGACCGGGCAGAAAGGGAGGCUAGAAAGAAACAACUGGAGCAGGAUGCCCUGGAGCUGAAGAGCAUCCUGAAGCUGCAGGCCUGGUGGAGAGGCAUAAUGGUCCGCAGAAACCUUGGCCCCUACGAGGCCCUGAAGAAGUUGAAGGCGAAACACCUAAAUCAGAAAAAGGAUGGAGAAAAGGAAAAAUCAAAGAAAAAGUCAAGAUAA
Messenger RNA from Chaetura pelagica (chimney swift), 1173 nucleotides. It is a transcript of the gene IQCG, whose product is annotated as IQ motif containing G. Gene Ontology annotation, cellular component: cytoplasm; sperm flagellum. Gene Ontology annotation, molecular function: protein binding. The record is from RefSeq and is a predicted model, not a curated record. Bases 1 to 1173 code for a protein of 390 amino acids. Lineage: Eukaryota; Metazoa; Chordata; Aves; Apodiformes; Apodidae. Gene Ontology annotation, biological process: sperm axoneme assembly; cilium organization. The transcript has 9 exons.